Molecule: messenger RNA, 5717 nt
Organism: Bufo gargarizans (Asiatic toad)
Lineage: Eukaryota; Metazoa; Chordata; Amphibia; Anura; Bufonidae
Gene: USPL1
Product: ubiquitin specific peptidase like 1
Exons: 9
Coding region: 1-5274 (1757 amino acids)
Biological process (GO): protein desumoylation; Cajal body organization
Cellular component (GO): Cajal body
Molecular function (GO): SUMO binding
Source: RefSeq, a predicted model, not a curated record
AUGAACUUUCACCGGCUUGCCGCUGCUGGCAAUGAUGUCCAGCCAAGAUUCUGGUGGCUGUGUGAGGAGACUGGAAUCCCAGAAUUUGUCAAAGGGGAGAGACAGAACCCUCAUAGCAUCAACGCUCCCCAUGAUGGAUGGUGCCCGGUGUGCAAGACCAAGGGCCAAACACAAGCACUCAAGACGUACCGCAUUAAUUUUACUCAAUCAAUAUUUCUUUGUACCAACCCACAGUGUAUUUAUCCAUUGGGAUAUACUCCCUUGGAUAACAUAAUUGCAAACACUGCUGACCUUAAGAAUAUCAGCCCGAAUAAACAGAAAAAGCGUGACCUUUCCAACCUGUCGCCAACUCCACUUCCAUUUCAGAAGAGACUGAAAAUUGAUCUACAAGUCGUCGGUGAUUCUCAUACUGGUCAAGCUGAUCCAUGUACAUUUGUGCCUGGUUUUCCAGCACUGGAAAAUGAAACAAGUUCUCAACCUGGUCUUAAGGAAUGCACAGAUUCUCAGAUGCAAAAUGUCUCAGGGAUGACAAACUCUUUCAGUAGUUCUGCUGUAUGGAACAGGUCUAGCUUUUCAGUUCUGCCCAUGGGAUCUCCGAGUAGAUAUGCACUUUCUGAACCUGAUGGAUCGCCAGCAAUACAGGAUGACCACCAGAAAGGUCUCGAAGUAAUGGACCCUUUGAAUAAUGGCUUUCUUCUCCCCCUCCACCCAGAGACUGAUCACAGCAUGGGUAAGGUGCAGGAAGAGUUAAAGCAAAGUUCAGAUACCGAAAUGACUAAAUCUUUAAGUGAUGAGGGUAAUUUGAAUGGCCCGGCAUUAAUGUCAGACUAUAUGCCCUCAUGUGUCUCACCACAUACACCUUUGUUGAAAAACUGUCAGGAAGAGAGUCAAGUAAAUGAAAAUUCCUCUAAGGACACCUUCCUCCCCCAGAGUAUUAUUGAUAAUGUAUCAGAUCAGGAAUGUAGGUUACACCAGUCUUGUGAUUUUGCACCUUCUGAACCUGAUGGAUCGCCAGCAGUACAGGAUGACCACCAGGAAGCAUUACAGAAUACAGGUCUCGAAGUAAUGAACACUUUAAAUAAUGACUCUCUUCUCCCCCUCUACCCAGAGACGGACCACAGCAUGGGUAAGCUGCAGGAAGAGGUGAAGCAAAGUUCAGAUACCGAAAUGACUAGAUACCGAAAAGAAUGUAGGUUACAACAGAAUUGUGAAUUUAUCAAGGAUAACGUUUGUUUGGUGGAACCUCCCAAAGAACAAAUGGAGAACACGGAUGAUUUGACAGAUGGAAAUGUAGAAGCUCCUUUGUGUAAUAACGAGGCUUCGCUUUUAAUUCCAGACGGUCAACUAGAAAUAAGUGCAAAUACAGUCACCUCAGAAUUGCAACAGGAAGAAACUGAACAGCAAAUUAAUUUGAGCUCCUUGCAGGACAUAUCUCCUCCAACAUGUCCAGAGGUUGCUGUACAAGAGAACUUAUCAGAAUCUCUUCAAUUAAUGCAGGAAUCUCGUGAUGUGACAGCGACUUCUCAAUCCUUCGAAGGCGAGCUACAAGAGUGUCUAGCAGAUUCAUCUAAACCAUUGUCUUCUCCAUCAUGUGUUGUGGCAGAGGACAGUGAAAAAGGUCAGUCUACCUUGCCACCAUGUGAGUUAAAGGAAUGUCAGCCGGAGAGUAUGUCCAAAGAUAAUUUGGAUAUUCCUUUGGAUUUACCAUCUCCUGUUCCAAAUGGGUCUGUGGUAAGUGCAGAAGGUCCAACACCCAUUCCUAAUUCAUUAUUGCUGCAAGAACUGGUGCAGAACUGUCAGAAUAUGAAUUCUGAAGAACGCAAUCCUUCAAAUUCUUUACAAGACCUUCAGCCUGAGAGCCAAGUAGAAGAGAGCCUUUUUAACAAUUGUGACAGUCCUACUAGUUCAUUGCCACCUGUAGAAGACCAGACCUUUGCUGAUGCUUCAGCAAUAUCCUUACCAGGUGACCAGAUGUCUGAGGAAUGUGACACAGGUCGUGUCUGUCAGGAAAAUGACAUGGCUUCUCUGGCUGACACACUAGUGGGUAAUCAACCUGUUCUUCAUUCAGAUGACGGUACCUUAGAGAGUGUAUGUGAACCCUAUGACAUUUCAGCUUCUAUGAGCGAUGACUGUAAUACGCAAAGAGAUGGCAAACCUAUAAACAAAACGUCAUUGCCAGGUCCGCAAGUCGUGUUACAAGACUGUUUGAAGUGUCAUUGUGGAUUGAUUAUACCAUCUCAGAACUUGCGUAAGAACGCUUGUGACGACCCUACAAUUUCAGCUUCUUCUGGUAAAGACCAGGCCUGUUCUGAUGCUGCAGCGAUAACAGUACCUCAUAGCUCUUCAACUGCUAUCGUGAAAGGUGAUGGUAAUGACAAAUCUCUGAACAAAAUGUAUCUGCCAGGUCCUCAGAUCUUGCUUCAGGACUGCUUGAAGUGUCAUUGUGGAAGGAAUAUACCAUCUCGGACAUUGCAGAAUACGCAGACGCCAAAUAAAGAUUCUGUAUCUGAAGUUGACAGUUCCUCAUGUGAGGCAAAGGUUCUUACAGACUGUGAGGAAGUGUCAGCAGCGUCAGAUAUUGAAAAGGAUAGUAAUACAGUUGCUAGCGCGCAAAAGCCGGUGUCUGCCCCACCUGUAGAGUGUGAAUCCCUGUUAUCCAAGCAGAAGAAAACGUUUUAUGAAAACACAACUUUACCUGACUUGUUACUGGACAUUCAGCCUGAACACCGCAUGGAAGAGCCUUUAUUGGAGGCCCCUAGUCCUGCAUGUGAAGCCACAGAGUCCAUGACUCCUCAUUCAGACAUGGAAAUAACCAAACAAGAUGUGUGGCAGAAUCAACAGGUCAAAGAGAGUGAUGACAUCAUGGAAACUGAAGUGACGGAAAUAUUGAAUGACAGUGUUCAAGAUGGCAGCAAAUUGUCGAAUACUUUAGAAACCUCAUUAAACAGUGACGGACUGGCUGAUGAGAGCCAUGAAGCCAUGGAAACUAAAGAGGAGGAUUCAGCUGAAGAUGUUAAAGCACCUGCAAGAAAAAAGUUAAAAGUUACAGAAAAACGUCUACAGUGGAAGAACAAGCAUUCCUUAUGCUGGUUAGAUUGCAUCUUGUCUGCUUUGGUCCAGUCAGAGACUCUCAUCCGUUUUUUUGAGGAGGGUCGUCCUCACCUUAGGAAGGAGUCAAUCAUUCACAAUCUCUUUAAAACAUAUGGAGAAGCCACAACAAUGUAUAUAAAGAGUCUCAAGAAACCGAGAGCAGGGAACAAGCGACCGAAGCAUGAGAAGUGUCUGAACGAGGUCAGAAAGAAAAUCUUUCAAAAACUGAAACCACUUCUGAAAUGCAAAUUGGGUAAGAAAGAGAGCCCGGUCUUUGCAUUUCCUUUGCUUCUUAAACUGGACCCCCAGACUGAGAAACUUUUCACCCAUUCGUUUAUGUGGCGAUUUGAGUGCCAGGCCUGUGGCUAUAGCUACCAGCAGAGGAAUCAAAAAACAAUGACAACGUUCACAAAGGUACUUCCAGAAUGGCGUCCACUGAAUGCUGUACAUAUAGGGCCGUGCAACCGGUGUCAGAAUACUGAACAAAAACGGUCCAUGGUUCUGGAAAAGUUGAGUUCAGUCUUCAUGGUCCACUUUGUAGAAGGUUUGCCAAGCAGUAAUCUGAAGGAAUAUUCAUUUCAACUUAAAGGCAAUUCGUAUGAAAUAAAGGCUGUAAUUAAGUAUAAGAAUAAGCACUUCUGUACUUGGAUAUCCAAUAACGAUGGUACCUGGCUUGAGUCUGAUGACCUUCGAGGCUCGUUCUGCAGAAGGCACCAGCAAUUUAGGGUACGAGCUGACGACAUUCAUAUUGCCAUAUGGGAGAGGACUGAUGGGCAUACUUUUGAGGAAAAUGUGGAGCUUGAUGAAGCAGAGCAAGAUUCAUUAAAUGUAUCCAUGGUCUCUGAAGGUCUGAGCUCUUCCUUAGAGGAGGAUGCUGAGCCUUCCCAAAAGAUAACUCCUGCAGUUGCCUUAAAUACAUCAGAUCCACUUGCAGGAAUGGAUGGCUUUGCUGAUGAUGAUGUCAUUACACUGACACUAGUUGAAAUACCACUUGAUGCAAAUGGCCGUCCUAUAGAAACAGUCACCGAGCUUCAGCCACCUGCUACUUGCACUUCUCUCGUGGAGGCUGAUAUCGAAGAUGCCCACAGUGUCGAACUUGAAACUAAUGUGCAGCUUGAGAGUCGAGAGGACUGUUCACUUAUGUUGCCAGUCUCCUCGGACGUCAGUGCUGAGACUGUUCCCCUCAGGAAUUGCAGUGUUAUUCUGAGUCCUUUAAAACCAGUGGGUGAAGCCAUUGCAACCAGCACGCCAAAUCAAAAGCCCCAUGACACCAAGAACAGCUCAGUUGGAAACUGGAUGACCAGAUUGCUCAAUCCCCUUGCUGCAAAUAAGAAAACUUUAACGCUCAAACCUUGUGCUCCGUUCAAGGUAACAGAUGCAGACAGCGCCCCCAAGAAAGCUCAAAACUUUAAUGGCUUUCAAGGCAGGUCUAUGAAUCAAAGUAGCGUUUUGGCAUCUAAAAUAUUUCCAUCAAAUACUGUGAGUACGCCGUCCUUCCGUGUUCCAGUAGAAAAGGUAAUGCCAGUAUCUAAACCGUCGCCAGCACCCGCAACAUCAGAUUUUCGGAUACCCAGGAGUAGUGGUUUAGAUUAUAGCAGAUUGCUGUCCAAAGAAGGGAGAUCAUCCAGUGAAGAUAAAAUCCGUAAACUGAGGCUAAAGUUACUGAAAAAAUUAAAGGCCAAGAAAAAUGAGCUGGCCAUAUUAGAAAAGUAUGCAAAAACCCAACCGAGUGGUGACCAGGCAAAUGGUGUUCCUCAAGGUGGCUUUAAUCGGAAGGAGCACCUCCGAGGGUAUAUGCAGGAGCUUCAGGAACAAAUAGACCAUACAGAUAACGACUCAGUCUGCACUAUGAGCUCCAGCACUUCUAUAUGUAGCAGUCCUGGAGAUGCUGAGUUCUUUGCAGAACUUUUCUCACCCUCUCCUCCUGUUAACCAGCCAAAUGACUGCAAGUAUCUGGACAUGUUGGCAGAUGGCUGUGGAAUCGCAGCAGCUGGCCAGUUACAGCAGGCAAAUGACGAUCAAGGCGGGGGAGGCGUCCUGCAGCCUACCUCACAACCUUCACACUACCCUACCACCAGCACAGCUAAUGCCUCGAAAGAGGAGUCCUUGCUUCUCAUGUCAAAUUCUACCUUAGCACUUGUAAAUGAGGGCGAUGAUUAUUUUGAUUUUGAUGAUUAUUUCUAGGCAUUUGUUUCAUUGACAAAUUUGACUUUUUUUUUAUAUAUAAUCUUAGCUCAACCCAAAAGUGGAUCUGAAAAAAGUGAACAGUUUGAAGGAAGGUUAGGGAUCCAUCUUGACUUUUGACCUUCUAUAGUCUAAAUUUGAUCUGUUUCCUUAUUGAGACAAAAGUUGUGAGCAAACUUGUUAAAAUUUUAAUUUUUGAAAUUGUUGCACAACUUUUUCUAAUAAUAGGGUAAUAUUAAAGUUGCAGUAACGGGUGAUAUUACCCCUGUCUCCCUCGAAACUUGCCUUUUACCACAGCUCCAAAACCAAAAGUUGCCUUUAUGGUCCAUUCACAUGUCCAUAUGUGUUUUGCGGAUCAGCAAAACACGGACACCGGAAAUGUGCGUUCCGCAUAUCGCCGGCACUCUCACAGAAAAUGCCUUUUCUUGUCUGCAAUUGCGGAC